AUGGUCAACAUCAGCGAAGUCAAGGGCACUUCGCGCGAAAACAGAACCGCGGCGCAUACACAUAUCAAAGGCUUAGGCCUACGACCCGACGGCACUGCUGAGACCUCUGGAAAUGGAUUCGUCGGUCAGGUUGCUGCCCGCGAGGCGUGCGGCGUGGUUGUCGACCUCAUCAAAGCGAAAAAGAUGUCCGGCAGGGCGGUUCUAUUGGCAGGAGGGCCAGGAACGGGCAAAACCGCAUUAGCUUUGGCGGUGUCGCAAGAACUAGGGACCAAGGUGCCUUUCUGUCCCAUCGUGGGCAGCGAAGUGUACUCGACCGAAGUCAAGAAGACGGAAGCGUUGAUGGAAAAUUUCAGAAGGGCAAUAGGACUUCGAGUACGCGAAACAAAAGAAGUCUACGAAGGCGAAGUGACAGAACUCAUCCCCGAAGAAUCAGAGAAUCCCCUCGGCGGCUUCGGUCGCACCAUUUCCCAUCUUGUCAUCACACUCAAGUCCGCCAAAGGCACGAAGAAACUCAGACUCGACCCUAGCAUCUACGAAGCGAUCCAAAAAGAAAGAGUCAUGGUUGGCGAUGUCGUCUACAUCGAAGCAAACACAGGCGCGUGCAAGAGAGUCGGACGAUCGGACGCCUACGCUACAGAGUUCGACCUGGAGGCGGAAGAAUACGUCCCUGUGCCGAAGGGAGAAGUGCAUAAAAAGAAGGAGGUCGUACAGGACGUGACGCUGCACGAUCUGGACAUCGCCAACGCCAGACCUCAAGGCGGCCAAGAUGUAAUGAGCAUGAUGGGCCAGCUGAUGAAGCCCAAGAAGACGGAGAUCACAGACAAGUUGAGAGCAGAGAUCAACAAGGUCGUCAGCAGAUAUAUCGACCAGGGCGUGGCCGAAUUGGUGCCCGGCGUGCUGUUCAUCGAUGAGGUACACAUGCUCGACAUCGAAUGCUUCACUUACCUCAAUCGCGCUCUCGAAUCGCCCAUCUCGCCCAUCGUCAUUCUAGCUUCGAAUAGAGGAAACACCGUCAUUCGCGGCACACAAGACAUCAGAGGUGCACAUGGCGUGCCCCCCGAUCUUCUGGCUCGUCUGCUCAUCAUUCCGACACACCCCUACAACGCCUCCGAAGUCCAAACCAUCAUUCGUCUCCGCGCAAAGACGGAAGGCCUGUCCAUCUCCGACGCGGCUAUUGAAACACUUUCCCAGCAUGGCACCAACGUGUCAUUACGGUACGCAUUGCAGCUGUUGACGCCCAGCAGCAUACUCGCCAAAGUCAAUGGGAGACAGGAGAUCGCUCCCGAAGAUGUCGCCGAGUGUCAGGAUCUCUUCAUCGACGCCAAACGAAGCGCCCAAAUCGUGGAGGCUUCGAACGGGUCGUUUAUCAGCUGA
Capronia coronata CBS 617.96 is the source of this 1374-nucleotide messenger RNA. Its product is annotated as RuvB-like helicase 1. Bases 1 to 1374 code for a protein of 457 amino acids. Gene Ontology annotation, cellular component: Swr1 complex; R2TP complex; NuA4 histone acetyltransferase complex. Lineage: Eukaryota; Fungi; Ascomycota; Eurotiomycetes; Chaetothyriales; Herpotrichiellaceae. The transcript is spliced from 4 exons. Gene Ontology annotation, biological process: chromatin remodeling; regulation of transcription by RNA polymerase II; box C/D snoRNP assembly. The record is from RefSeq and is a predicted model, not a curated record. Gene Ontology annotation, molecular function: DNA helicase activity; ATP hydrolysis activity; ATP binding.